Symbiodinium sp. CCMP2592 is the source of this 1526-nucleotide messenger RNA. NCBI's taxonomy places the organism in Eukaryota, Dinophyceae, Suessiales, Symbiodiniaceae. The record is from the annotation of a GenBank genome assembly.
GACGCUCCGAAGGAGGUCUUUGGAAGGUUCGCAUCGAUGCCGAUGAAGCGGAGAUCUGCGGUGUUUUCCAGGAGUGGUUGGAUGCCUCUGACAAUGGCCGCGCUCGCUACUGUGUCAGCUCUGUCGCUGAAGAGCAGAAAACCGUCCAGGUCACAUACGAGGAGGGCAUGACAGUGGGCAGCGAGAUCGCUGGAUUCAGGUUCGACGUGUCAGAUCCGCUGGCACCCUUCACUGUCACCGGCUUCUCCAAGAAGGGCCCGGCCCAGAUCGCCGGCGUCAUGGUUGGCUGGUUCUUGGACGUGGGGGCGCUACUUCGCGAGGAGCAGUUUAUCAGCCUCGAGGGUGAGGACUUCGGCCCGCUGCCGACGACCCUGGCGGAUGUCGCCCAGAACAUGGAGGCCACGGGCUUGAACUGCAAGAAGCCCUGGCCAAGAGACAUCGCCCUGCUGGAGCAACACCACUCCAAGCCGAAGUACAAGGUCCAUCGGCAGAUGGGUAAGAAGUCAUGGACGUACUGGAACGGAGGCUUCAAAAGCCGCCGUGGUGGCGAAUGGCAGCAGCCUUCCUCUUCUGGCAAAUGGGAGCAGGAAUAUGGCUGGGACGACCAGGGCUACCCCUCCUACACCCGAUCGACCGGCAGUGGUCAACCGAGAAUGCCUCCACAGGAGAAGCCCAAGGAGAAAUCCGAGGCAGCGGGUCUGGUUCAGGCCAUUCAGCGAAUGGUGACCACGGCGAGGAAGGCGGAGGUCAAGGCCCGCAAAUUGUGCGAGGAGAAGGAGCAGAUCGAAGAGAACUGGAAGGCUUUCCAGGCGGACAUGAAGAAGAAGUUCGUCCGUGCCCACGAGCUCUAUGUGAAGGACACGGAGCGCAUCGACCUGGCCAUCAGCGACGGACAAGCUGCCCAGGCAAGUGCCUUCCAGGAGCUCCAGGAAGCGAUGGCCCACCCGGAGCGACUGACCGUUCCGAGUGUUGCCCCGGCUCCCCAAGAGGCGAACAAGGCAUGGGAUGCCCUACUGGGAGACAUCGAGGACAGCGACGAGGAAAUGGCGAAUACGGUGGUGGCCCAUGUCCAGGAGAAGCUUCGCAAGGUGAUGGCGACUACGCCGCCGCGACAACGACCUCGCGUUGCUCCCCUGACCCCGCUCCAGACGGAGAAAGCGCCGAAGAGGGCGACGUCGACACCAUUGGUGGACGCGAUGGUGGGAAAUCACAGCCCUCCUGGUUUCGGGGAGAGUCCCCUUGGAACACCGGUGCUGAACGACCCCUACCAGACCUCGCCGACAACGAGACUCGCUAUGCCCUCGCCGCCUACGACCCGCACAAGAUCCAGGUCGAUUACCAGAAGGACCCCAAUCAAGGAGAAGGGCAGGGAGCCCUCGCGACAGCGACCGUCAGGAGGACUGAGUGGCAAGCUCGAAGCUGCCAGGCAUGCAGCUGUCAAUUUGAUCGAGGACGACGAGGACGAACCGCCUACGCCUGCUCUGGAAAAGUCAAGGACCGAGGGCGAGCAGGAGGAGACGAAUUGA